This is a messenger RNA of Pocillopora meandrina, 1788 nucleotides long. NCBI's taxonomy places the organism in Eukaryota, Metazoa, Cnidaria, Anthozoa, Scleractinia, Pocilloporidae. The record is from the annotation of a GenBank genome assembly.
AUGGCGGACAAAUCUAGUUGCUCAACCCACGAAGCAGAAUUCGGUGAUUUCCCCCCUGUAAACCUCCUAAACACACUUAUUUCAUCAUUUCCAAGUGAAUGGCGUGGAAUAUUUGCAGCUUUAAAUUCAGAAUUCUCACCAGUUCAAGCAGCACGAUUUUGGCUUCAGAAAAAGUUGUCAAGUAACAGGUUGUCCGACAUUCCUCCGAACUGGACCGAUUUCGUUAAUCACCUCGCGAGCGAUUUUCCUGUGGUUUUGGAUAAUAGACUAUUUUUCAAACCAAAACUUCUACUUCUUCCAUUGAACAUGCAAAGGAAUACUCUGGCGUUUAUUUUACACCAAAGUAAUGUGUUACCUUCGGAAUCUUUGGAAAAGUUGAUUGUCAGUCUAGAAGAAAUAAAAGAGCUGAAAGAUUGGCGUGCUGCGUACGUUAAUAUUCUCCAGUCAAAAGUGAAUGAUCUGAAGAAAGUGCAAAGGGAAAAACUCAACCGCUCUGACCAAGGUGAUAGAGAAGACAUUAACUUGUUCUAUUUAAAUUGCAUCACGGAAGAGUCAAAAUCUAGGUUUGAUGAGCUUAUUAAGAAGAACCAAAUAGCUGAAUCGUCGCGAAGCAUUCCUUGGUUGAGCCAACAGCAAGUUCAUGAGAUAAGAAAAAGCAACAAGAGUUGGUCAGAAAAUCAUCCUGCCUUACACAGAGACUGUAAAGUUAUUGAUCAAGACAAUGUUGACAUGCUUGAUGUUACAAACAUUUGUACAGAUGAUGUUGAUUUACAAUCUGACACAAAACUGCUUGAAACUUGUUUGGAAGCUCCUCAUGAUUUUUAUGACAAUGAUAUUGAAAUAAAUGAUACUAAUGAAAGUCCUGAACACUGCACAGAUAUAAUAGCUAAAGAUCCACACCUCAAGUUGCCUCUACCCCCGGAACACUGGAAUAUGGAGGCAGAGGAUGUUCCAGAACUCUUGAUCACAGACCAAGAAGCUACAGCUGAAUCUAAACUCUAUCAUGCUCUUCAGCCAAAUAUUUCUGCUUUAAAAAACUUUCUUACUAGCCUGGAAGUAAAAGAAGAAGAUAACUAUUCUUCCAAUGAACUUGAUGUGUUUUCAACAUGCAGCAGUCUUGAAGUAGAAUACAUCUGUAACCAGUUACACAUUAAAGGCCUGCAAGAACCCACUGCAAUUUUUUUGUGUACAAAAUUUGUUGACUUGAAAGCAGAACCAAGUUUUAGCAAUGCAUGUGUUUUUGCCUCUCAGUGUCUUCUUCCUAAAAUACAGGAAUUAAAGCAAGCUGCCUCAAGAGGUCUUUCAAUGGCUGUAACCCUGUUUUCAAAGAAACACUCAAGAGCAUUUUGUGAUGGUGUUGCUGUAAAACUUAUUCAGGAGUCAGAUUUAAACACUCCACAAGUAGAUAUUAUCGGUAAAAUAGUCAAGGAAUGUUUCACUGAAGAUACAAGAAUUCAUUUGAUGGAACUAACAUUUGCAAUCAGGACAGAUAGUCAAGGUCAUCCUUUCACAUGGUCAGAGAAUACUGUCUCUGUUGUACAGACAAUGGUUGAUUUAAAGCUAGAAUUCAGUGGCAAUUUUUUUGGUGUCUUUGCUGGAGUGUUAGAACUACAGUCGUGCCACCUUUCAAAGUCACUUAAGUUUGCAAAAAUGUUGUUAGCAGUGAUAAGGACUUAUGGAAAACUUGUUUCUGCACAUUAUGGCACAUUUCUGCAUAUACUGGAAGUAAAUGGUACCUUUUUAAAGAAAGCAGGAUUGGCUGCACUCCAGAAAGCAGAAAAGCAAUAA